AUGCUGCUUUAUGGAUCAGAGACGUGGCCUCUACGCGCAGAGGACAUUCGGAACCAAUAUGCCUAUGACUCACGGACUGAGAGGUGCAUGAAUGAGACAAGGAUGUCCUCUUGUUCUUAUCCACCUAACGUCUCUUCUUUUUCCCACAGGCUAAUUACACCCAUGGUUGCCUCUGGUCUCAUGAUGUCAGAUUUUCAAUCGGCCGAUUCCCCCAUGUAUGGUGACAAAAUUAUGCUCCCAAUUUAUUCUGCCCUGGGCUUAUGUAACGGAACCUUACUCGUAGGCUUGUCUUCCUCCUUUGGAAAUUACUGGACAGGUGGGCUUGGCAUAUAUCGUCACUUCGAGGACGAGCUGGAGCCAAAUUCCUCCCACUCCACACUAGAUCUCACUGGCAGUUUGGAAGUGUUCACCCCAUUUGAGGCAUCAGUCGCCUCGACUGCCAUCUUGGGAGGUUCUGGAUUGCGACACAUCACAUCUGCUGCAGUUGGGCUUGACGAUGGUUCUAUUCACUUACUGCGAUUGGCAUCUAAAGAGGCUGAUACGCAAGGUAAUCAAGAAGAGUCUGGACAACUGGCACUUUCAGUUAAUUCGGCAACUUAUCACGACGCGGCAAUUCAGCGAUUGGUCGAUGGGGAGAAAAACCUGGUGUCUUUGGAUGUCGAUGGAGCGGUAAAGAUAUGGGAUGUCGAGUCCCUCAUUCCCAUCAGUUCCUGGUCUAUCGCAUCCUCGUCCUGGCCUCUUGGAGGUCGCGCGUUGCCCCCAGAUGUAUCCUUUUCACCAGAAUCAAUGAUGCUGGCCACCGUACUUCCCUGUGAUACUUUCCGUCAGCUGGCUUUGUGGGAUUUGCGCUCUUCGUUAUUGCGUGGCCCUUCGCUACGUUGUUCGAAUAUGCUUGAUUCUAGUUCAACAGAUUUACCAAGCUCGGUUGCCUGGCUUUCAUCCAAUCUGCUCUUGUUAGGCACAUUUCAUGGGACAGCACACAUUUGUGAUAUACGCAACCUUCCUGCUCCGGGCAAAUCGAAUUCAGUAGAAUCAAUGGAUGUUGGGCAUUGGUUGAAUGAUGGACUCCCAAACGCUGGUGACAAUGGAUCAAAACAGAUUUUGCAAGUCGUAACCCAAACGUCCACCAAUCACAGUGUGUCCCAGUUUGUCGCUCUCGUUGGACUUGCUGGCUCUGUUGUAGUGUUGCAAGUGGAUCCGGUUAGUCGACCAUCGCUUUUGUACAGUUACCACAACAAGCAGUCCCCAUCUCCUACAAGUCAUAUUAGACGUGGUACUGGCCUGUUCCUUCCGACGGUAGAUGCAUCGAAUUGGCGACUGUUGCAUUCCACUGGUUUGCCACAAAGCACAUGUACUGCCAAGCCUACUACUGAUCAGCCAGGUUCCUUGUUGGUUCAUUCCGGGAUGUCUCCGUCGUUUUUACCAACGUCAUCUGUUCGCCAUGUUCGGUGUCUCACUUCGGUUGAGCAAAAUAAUGAUAUACACUAUUUCAUUCAUUCUGUUGUUGCUUCUGAUUUGCGUCCGUUUGAAUCUGUUUUCGGAUUAAUAACAAUAGUACCGUAUAUUUUCAUAAAGGAAACUACUCACAAGGUUGCUGAAAACUCUUCGACAGCCCACGACCGGUUUCGCCCUUCUUGGGACUCAUUAGCCCCAAAAUGGGCGAAACCGGUCUACAGCUGUCGAAGAAUUUUCAGCAACCUUGCCACCAUACCGACGAUAUCGGUGGAGGAAGUUGGCAGUACAGAUGUUCGCAUAGUCUUUAUUUUAUCCGAAAUGCGUGCGCCACGUCAUGGUUGUUCAGGGAUUUGUGCUCCCGGCUGUUCCGGCCCAUUUCAUGUCACUGAUGCCAGUGGGGAUACUGGUCGUGUAACAGAAGUUCUGGCCAAUGGCUCUUUAGAAGCCACGCUAACUCCUCGCACGCUUAGUGCACGAUGCAGUUUGGACAAUCCCAACAAAACUUAUUUAAGAGAAUUCAAGGAGUUCCCGUCCGAUGUGGUCCCAGCACAAAGUCGAUUCCAGAUCAAAAACGGCCAGCUGAUAGUCCGGCUCAGAAAAGCUCCGGGUAGCAAAUCUUGGGUCGGAGUACUGAAAACUACCGGGCUGCGAUAAAGCAGGCCGCUCAUCAUUUACAUCAUCAUACGACUGGUUUUCAAUGUAGCAAUUAUUUUUUAUACCUCUUCCUCAAUCAUGUGUGUGCAAAAUCCGUUUUCUUGCUUUUCAUCCGCUCAGUACCCACGAACUUUUUGACAACAAAACUAUUUUGUUUCUUCCAGUGAAUGUGAGACCCGACGUUAACUUUUUUGUUAUUUUUUUCCGUUUGACACGGUUCGACUUCUUUUCUACCUUAUAGGCUAUAGCUUUAUCGGACCGAUGUGUAUUAUUCAACUGCGACGCAUCCGACUUUUGGGUUUUCUUUUUUUCGCUGUUACCUGCCUGCACUUUUGACAUCUACGGUGUGUGCUACGCGGGCCGCCGGGUGCACAAUGGUUGGGUUUGAACAGUCUCACGUCACGUUUGUUUUUCGGUAAAUCAUUUCGACGAAACUAACCAAACAGUAGCCACUUAUCACAACCGUUUGGCUCAUAAAUC
Opisthorchis viverrini is the source of this 2589-nucleotide messenger RNA. RefSeq lists its product as hypothetical. Gene Ontology annotation, molecular function: protein binding. The transcript is spliced from 12 exons. The record is from RefSeq and is a predicted model, not a curated record. The coding region runs from base 1 to 2109 and encodes 702 amino acids. Gene Ontology annotation, biological process: oocyte axis specification. NCBI's taxonomy places the organism in Eukaryota, Metazoa, Platyhelminthes, Trematoda, Opisthorchiida, Opisthorchiidae. Gene Ontology annotation, cellular component: methylosome.